Molecule: messenger RNA, 1011 nt
Organism: Medicago truncatula (barrel medic)
Lineage: Eukaryota; Viridiplantae; Streptophyta; Magnoliopsida; Fabales; Fabaceae
Product: probable polygalacturonase At3g15720
Exons: 6
Coding region: 1-1011 (336 amino acids)
Biological process (GO): carbohydrate metabolic process
Molecular function (GO): polygalacturonase activity
Source: RefSeq, a predicted model, not a curated record
AUGACCAUACCCAACGGAAAGACAUUCUUGUUGCAACCUUUGUCGUUCAAUGGUCCAUGCAAACCUGGAACCAUUACAAUUGAGAUUAAAGGAAGUAUCACCGCCCCAAAAGACGUUAAACUAUGGAAAUUCUCAAGUGAUCGAAAGAAUGUGUGGAUCCGGUUCUCAGAAAUAAAUGACCUUAUUGUCAAUGGAAAAGGAGAUAUCGAUGGUCAAGGUUCUUCGUGGUGGUUGAGGUAUCCUGGAGAUCAAGACAGGCCAACUGCUCUUCAAUUUCUUGGGUGUCAAGAUCUAAAACUUAAUGACUUGACUCACAGGAAUAGUCCAAGGAAUCAUAUAAGUAUAGAUACUUGCAAAGGAGCUUUCAUUUCCAAUCUUCAUAUAAUUGCAGCACCAACAAGUCCAAACACCGAUGGAAUUGAUAUCUCACAAUCAUCCAAUGUCUUCAUUACGAACUCAUUCAUUGGAACUGGUGAUGAUUGCAUCGCAAUUAACUCCGGCUCAAGAUUUAUCAACAUAACCGGUGUUUUUUGUGGACCUGGCCAUGGCAUCAGUGUUGGUAGCCUCGGAAAAAAUGGAGCAUUUUCCACGGUAGAACAAGUAUAUGUAAGAAAUUGCACAUUCACCCGAACUUCAAAUGGAGCUAGAAUCAAAACAUUCACGGGUGGAUCUGGAUAUGCAAGGAACAUUAAAUACGAAGAUAUUACACUUGUUGAAGUCGAGAACCCUGUGUAUAUUAACCAGAAUUAUAUUCCAGUUCAAGAUAGCGCAGUGGAAGUAAGUGAUGUUACUUUCAGCAACAUACAUGGAACCUCAACUGGUAAAUAUGCAGUCGAACUUCUGUGUGAACCCAACAUCGGCUGCACCGACAUUGUUCUGAAUAACAUUAACAUAAAACCUAUUUCUGGAGGAGAAGCACUUGUGUCGUGUAGUAAUGCACAUGGACGAUGCACUUCUUGUGUUCCAAAUGUUCUGUGUCUUUCUCAAAACAAUGGUACUAUUGUGUACUAG